Molecule: messenger RNA, 1748 nt
Organism: Silurus meridionalis
Lineage: Eukaryota; Metazoa; Chordata; Actinopteri; Siluriformes; Siluridae
Gene: rap1b
Product: RAP1B, member of RAS oncogene family
Exons: 8
Coding region: 165-722 (185 amino acids)
Biological process (GO): negative regulation of synaptic vesicle exocytosis; cellular response to cAMP; Rap protein signal transduction
Cellular component (GO): plasma membrane
Molecular function (GO): GDP binding; GTP binding; GTPase activity
Source: RefSeq, a predicted model, not a curated record
AGAAGGACAUGCAGUUUGUUGACUUUCAUGUAAAAAAACAAAUAUAUAUAUCUUUUUUUUUUUUGUAACAUUGAAGGAGGAAAAACAUUGGCUUUUUUAGUUUACAAUUAAAUGGAAAAAGUACAUCAAAGUGAACCUAAACGUGAUUGACAGACACACACUGCAUGAUGCGUGAAUACAAGUUAGUAGUCCUCGGCUCAGGAGGUGUCGGCAAGUCUGCACUGACUGUUCAGUUUGUUCAGGGGAUCUUUGUGGAGAAGUAUGACCCCACAAUAGAAGAUUCAUAUAGAAAGCAAGUGGAGGUGGAUGGCCAGCAGUGUAUGUUGGAAAUCCUGGACACUGCAGGGACGGAACAAUUCACAGCCAUGAGGGACCUAUACAUGAAGAAUGGCCAGGGCUUCGCACUAGUAUACUCCAUAACUGCACAGUCCACAUUUAAUGACCUGCAGGAUUUGAGAGAACAGAUUCUCCGAGUUAAAGACACUGAUGAUGUGCCGAUGAUCCUGGUGGGGAACAAGUGUGAUCUGGAGGAUGAGAGAGUGGUGGGUAAGGAACAGGGACAGAACCUGGCCCGCCAGUGGAACUGCUGUGCCUUCCUUGAGUCCUCCGCAAAGUCCAAGAUUAACGUCAAUGAGAUCUUCUAUGACCUGGUCCGGCAAAUCAACAGGAAAACCCCAGUACCCGGGAAGGCGCGCAAAAAGUCUAACUGUCAGCUGCUCUAAUACACAGCUGUUCUGUUGCUCUGAGCCAGGUCUGAUUUGCUGCUGUGUCUGUCAGCAGUGCCAGCAUUCCGACGUUACUAAAACCUAACAUCGAAUGGACUUUCCUGUGUGGUGAUGCCCCUUUAAAGAAACCAACCGACAGAUUCAAGGCUACAGUAUCAUAUUUUUUUGCACAUAGAUAACCAUCAACACUUUCCAGAGUUGCAAGAAUGAUUUUUACUUAUAAAUAUAUAAAUAUAUAUUCUAACUGUAUGCAACUAAAAUAGACCAAUAAUUAUGUGGAUAAAACAAAUAGUCCUAAAAGAAUUUUAAAAAAACGCAGCGCCCACACACAGUGUUAUUGCUAACGGAGUCAGCCACCGUUGGAAAAGUAAGGAGCGUGUGUUAAACCUGACUGUGCACGUUGCCAUGGCAAUUACAAUGAUGCGAUAUUUAUAAGCACCACUAUUUUAGCCAGAGAUGAGAGGAAGUCCAAAGACACCUAUAUAGUCCAUUUCGUACAGCUAACUUUGCUCCUUGGUUUCUGUGCAUUUCUUUCUGUAGAUUUUGUCUUAUUUUUUUUUUUUCCAACAUUUUUUUUUUGUGGAAUAUUUUAUUUUCAUCCUAAUUUUCUUCCUCCUUUCUGCAUUUUCUCUUUUUAAAAGUUACUAGUUUUUGCUCUGCCAAGAUGGUAUAUCACAUGAACUAUUGAUAUGAGUUUUAUCUUUAGGAAAACCUGUGGAUACAUGUAUGUGUAAAAAAUUAAAAAAAAAAAAUAUAAUGAUUUCUGUCACUAUUAUGUUGUUCUUAGCCUCAAAUGCCUUCAAAUAUGUAUUUAGAUCUUUUUUUCCCCUUAGCAGGCGAAUUCAACAAAAAAAAAAAAAAAACUUAUUCCAUUUCUCAUUCCAGUUUUUUUUUUUUUUUACAUUUUUAUCUUGUUUACAGACAUUUGUACAGUUUGGGGUGCUCACAAAGUGGCACUGUUGAAAGGGACAGUUAAGCUUCACAUUGAAAGAGUAAAAUACAAUAAAUCAGCUUUGCAUCACA